Messenger RNA from Nicrophorus vespilloides, 656 nucleotides. Its product is annotated as SNF-related serine/threonine-protein kinase-like. NCBI's taxonomy places the organism in Eukaryota, Metazoa, Arthropoda, Insecta, Coleoptera, Silphidae. Gene Ontology annotation, biological process: intracellular signal transduction; protein phosphorylation; microtubule cytoskeleton organization. Gene Ontology annotation, cellular component: cytoplasm. The transcript has 3 exons. Gene Ontology annotation, molecular function: protein serine/threonine kinase activity; tau-protein kinase activity; ATP binding. The annotation marks the transcript as partial. The record is from RefSeq and is a predicted model, not a curated record.
AUGGUUUAUUUUGGACGCGGUUUGGACUUUGGAGAUUGCGGCUUAUUGCUGAAGAACGUCACCAGCAAGGAUCAAGGAACAUGGACUUGCUACGGAAGGGAACUGGAUUCCGAAAUAGAACUGUCGGACAUCACCUCUGUCACUAUGCAUAGGAGUCUGAACAUAGGCGGAGGCGGCGCCCACAUGAGGGGCGGCGUCUACGACGGCAAAAUCGCAGGCCUCUACGACCUGGAGGAGACACUCGGUCGUGGACACUUUGCCGUCGUCAAGUUGGCCAGGCACGUCUUCACCGGCGAGAAGGUUGCAGUCAAGGUCAUAGACAAGAGUAAACUGGACGACGUGUCCAAAGCGCAUCUGUUCCAAGAGGUGAGAUGCAUGAAGCUGGUGCAGCAUCCGAACGUCGUGCGAUUGUACGAGGUCAUCGACACGGCGACGAAGCUCUACCUGAUCUUGGAACUGGGAGACGGCGGCGAUUUGUACGAUUACAUCAUGCGCCACGACACCGGCUUAUCCGAGGUGCUGGCUCAGGAGUACUUCAGGCAGAUCGUGCGCGCCAUCACCUAUUGCCAUCAGCUGCACGUCGUCCACAGAGAUCUGAAGCCCGAGAACGUGGUGUUCUUUCAGAAGCUGGGCGUAGUCAAAUUGACGGACUUUGG